This is a messenger RNA of Daldinia caldariorum, 1499 nucleotides long. RefSeq lists its product as uncharacterized. Gene Ontology annotation, cellular component: U5 snRNP. The transcript has a single exon. NCBI's taxonomy places the organism in Eukaryota, Fungi, Ascomycota, Sordariomycetes, Xylariales, Hypoxylaceae. The record is from RefSeq and is a predicted model, not a curated record. Gene Ontology annotation, molecular function: protein binding. Bases 96 to 1445 code for a protein of 449 amino acids.
UACCUAAAUAAUUGGCAAUAGGUAAUUGGCAUCCACGAUAGCCUCAACGAACCUCAAUCACAAGGACAACCCCGACCACAAGCCACAAAACCACCAUGGCCUCCCGAUUCAGCGCGGCGCGUCCCAAGCGCGCCGGCGAAAACUACGCGCGGAUGCACCACGCGGAGCCCAACUCCAAAAAGGUCAAGUUCGACAUGCGGAACCCAUCCGCGCUGGCCCCCGAAGCCGCCGAGGACGAAGACGACGAGGACGAGGCCGACGACAACUACCUGGCGGCGGACGCGGACGUGAUCCGCGGGAGCGCGGCGACGAAGCGCGGGGCCGUCAACAUCGACGGGUACGACUCGGACUCGGAUCGCGAGGAGCUCGGCACGCUGCACGCGUCGACCAAGCUCAAAUCCAAAUCCAAGUCAAAUAAAGACGACGACGAGGAUAUGGACGACAUGUUCGCGGCGGACGAGGACGGCGACGAGAAAGACGACGAGGCGGACUACUCGACGGGCAAGACGAGCAAAGAGGUCCACUUCGUGGACACGGCGGACAUCGAGGGCCAAGAGGCGGAGUCCAAGUCGGGCGGGCACGUGCGGCUCGACGAGGAGUCGUCGGGGGACGAGGACUCGGAGACGAUCGAGCUGGCGAUCCAAGAGGAAGGCAUCGACGCGGAGGUCGGGGCGGGGGGGCUCAAGAAGCACGCGCCCAAGGUCGAGGCGUUCAACCUGAAGGCCGAGCACGAGGAGGGCCGGUUCGACGAGGCCGGGAACUUCGUGCGCAAGGCCGCGGACCCGGACGCCGUGCACGACCGGUGGCUCGAGGGCGUCAGCAAGAAGGACAUGAAGAAGGCGGCGUCGGCGCACGAGAAGCGCGAGGCGGAGCAGCGCCGGCGCCGCCGGGAAGAAGACAGCGUGCUGACGUCAGAUCUCCUCCGCUCGCUCAUCCUGCACCUCGAGCGCGGCGAGACGCCGCUGGAAGCGCUGGCCAGGCUGGGGCGGGGCCAGACGAAGGCCAAGAAGGUGCCCAAGUGGAAGCAGAAGAAGCAGCAGCAACAAAAGCCGGAGGCCAUGGAGGUGGACGCCGAGAAAGCGCCCGAAGACCCGGAGCAGACGCGCAUCAAGGAAGCCAUCAACGCGAUCACCGAAGCAGCCGACAGGCUGCUCGGCCGAGACCGGCCGGACAUCUACGACCGGGAGCGGGAGCGGCUGAUCCGGGAGUACACGCGCGAAGCGGACGAGCCCUGGGUGGAGCCGGAAAAGGCGCCGAACGGGGCGGCGCCCGCCACGAAGAUGUGGGAAUACCGCUGGAUCGACGGCAGAGACAAUGCCGACAAGCAAGGGCCCUUCGACGGGCCCACGAUGAAAGCCUGGCAGGACGCGGGCUAUUUCGGCGAGGGAGUCGAGUUUAGGGAGGCUGGCGAGGAGGGUUGGACUCGCCUUGCCGACUUUGUAUAAGUACCUAGGUACCCAAGGAGGUAAUUGGCAAGGUCUUAAUUUGACCGCAAAACG